This is a messenger RNA of Lolium perenne, 3407 nucleotides long. Its product is annotated as mitochondrial hydrolase YKR070W. The record is from RefSeq and is a predicted model, not a curated record. NCBI's taxonomy places the organism in Eukaryota, Viridiplantae, Streptophyta, Magnoliopsida, Poales, Poaceae. Gene Ontology annotation, biological process: glycerophospholipid biosynthetic process. Gene Ontology annotation, cellular component: mitochondrion.
UCUCUGACGUGCGGCACGAUUUCUCUGACGGCAUGAGGGGCUUCCGCUCUGCGCUCUGCCGCGCGGCGGCGCGGACGCGGGCGGAGCUCCAGGGCGCGCGGGGCCGCCGGCUGUCCCACUCCGCCGCGGCGCCCGCGAGGCCUUCCUUCGGCAUCGCCUUCGACAUCGACGGGGUCAUCCUGCGCGGCCGUAGCCCUAUCGGAGGCUCGCCGCAGGCCAUCCGGCGCCUCUACGCGGACGACGGUACCCUGAAGAUUCCGUUUCUCUUCUUAACCAACGGAGGCGGUGUUCCAGAAUAUAAAAGAGCUCUGGAGUUAAGUGAGCUUUUGGGAGUUAACAUCUCUCCAUCUCAGGUUGUUCAUGGCCAUUCUCCUUACAGAGAGCUGUUGAAGCGUUUUGAAGAUGAUCCUAUUGUUGCUGUUGGAAAAGGUGAGCCUGCAGCAGUGAUGGCUGAGUAUGGGUUUAGAAAGGUUUUAUCUAUAGAUGAUUAUGCAUCUUAUUUUAGAGAAAUUGACCCCCUAGCUCCUUUCAAGAAAUGGAACGUGGGACAAUCAAACUGUCAAAACGUAAUGUCUGAGAAAAUGCACCCACCAUAUGAUGUUCACUCGGAGAGAGUUAAAGGAGUGUUUGUUGUCAGCGACCCUGUUGAUUGGGGUAGAGAUCUGCAGGUACUUUGCGACAUCUUGUCAACUGGUGGACUUCCUGGAAAUGGAAAAGGAGAUCAACCUCCUUUAUAUUUUGCGGCUGAUGAUCUUGAAUAUCAGGCUGCAUUUCCUUCAGAGCGGCUUGGGAUGGGUGCCUUCAGGAUUGCACUCGAAAGCAUCUUCAAUCAAGUUAAUGACCUUCCAUUGAAGUAUACAUCUUAUGGGAAGCCUAAUCCAUUUGUGUUCAAGAAUGCAGCUAACAUACUAGAAAAAAUUGUCAUGGGUAUCUAUCCAAACUCACAGUCAACAAAGGAAGUAAAAGACCAUCAGCUCUCUACUAUCUACAUGAUUGGUGAUAAUCCUAAAGUUGAUAUUUGUGGAGUUUUGAAGGCUGGGCCUCCGUGGUCGUCCAUCCUUACUAGGACUGGUGUUUUUAGGGGAACUGAUAAUGAUCCAAAAUUUCCUGCUGAUUUGGUUGUUGAUACUGUGGAUGAUGCCGUCAGCUGUAUUUUGGAAAAAGAAUGUAUUCGGUGACAUUUGGCUGCAGAUCUAUGCUCCCAUGCCACCAACUGUAUUCUCGAAAAGAAACCUAUACGGUGACAUUGUGGCAUCUGCACACCUAUGCUCCCAGUACUGCUAUUUGGACGCUUGGUAACACAUUUUUGCCAUUUUUCAGUCUAGAAAUGUUGGACCAAACAGUUGGCUGGAGUUCGAUCGAUGCAUGUCUGAUUGGUUGUAGGAUACAGAUAUCCUCUAGAGAGGAAAACAAUUAUCUUCCUAGGAUCAUAUGCAUCCACUACCCAAUUAGUUGUAUAUAGAAUCAACCAUUCACAUAUCUAGACAAAUGGUCUGUCCCUCAAGAGGGUCACAAUGAUUUUGCAGAAAAACAAAGCAUACACUCUGGUGCUUGGUAAUCAAAGAAAUAUUCUUUGAAAUUCGUGAGUUUGAAAUUUACUACUCGAAUUGGAAGAUCAAAAUCAUGGUACUCCCUCCGUCCCGCGGAGAGUGUCGGACCGGUAUUUUUUCGAAAACAUCCCUCAGUUUUUCCCGACCAAAGAGAUGGUCCUGUCUGGCGUCCCGACCGCACAACCGAGCCUCUCCUUCCUCACGCCGCCACCCGCUCUCCUCGAUGGCGCCCGCUACCCUCCAUCCCGACGCCGCCGGCGCCCGCCACCCGCUCCCCUCCCCAUGCCGCCGGCGCCCGCAACCCGAUCCCCUCCCCACUCCGCCAGAUCCCUCUCCUUAUCUGGCGUCGCGGUCGCUUCUUCCUCUCGUGCCCAGCGAGGUCCAGCUAAAAUUGGGACUUUUAGCGAACGGCGGCGGAGCUCCAGUCGCGGUGGUGCAUGGAGGAGCUCCAAUCUCGGUGGUGGUGUUGGAUCUUUCGAGGAGGCGUUGUUGGAUGCACGUCACGGCAGAGCUCCGGCCGCCCUCUUCCUCUCGUGUCCACCAAGGUGGAGCUAAAAUUGGGACUUUUCCCUCCGGCGGCGGAGCUCCAGUCGUGCUGGUGGAUGGAGGAGUUCCAAGCGCGGUGGUGGUGCUGGAUCUGUCGUGGUGGCGUUGGUGGCGGCACGGCGGAGCUGCAAUCACAGUCUUGGUGUUGGAUUUGCUGCUGCCUCCCCGAGAUCCUCCCGAGCGGAUUUGGUGCUGGAUUUGCUUGCUGCCGGAGCUGCUGCUUUCUCCCUGAGAUGCUACUUCGACAAGAUGCUGCUGCAGCCUGCAGGGACAUAUGUUACAACUACAUCAGGGACAUAUUUCUGCUUUCUGCUGGUAGUGGACUACAUCAGGGAAAUCCUGAACUACAGUGCUUGCAAUUGAACUUGGAAUGGCAUAUUCAGUGCUCGGAAUUGAACUUGGAAGGGCAUAUUCAAGGGGAGGAUGACGAGCAACAGUCAAGGACGGUGACGAGCAAGAGAUAAGUGAUGAGCACUGGCCCUUCUUGUUCAGAUGAGGGCGAUGAGCAGUGGAGCAGAGGAGGCGCAGGGAGCAGCAGCCCUGCCGCGGCACCGGUUUUGCUUGGUUCCCGCUGUUGAUUCGAGAAGGAUCAGCCGCCCUGCCGUGGCACGCUGUCGAGGAGGAGGACCGGCGGAGCAGCAACCGUCGUACGUGCGAAGCGGAGGAGGACCGGCGGCGCAGGGAGUAGGACGAGAACGAGGGCGAGCUCGCGGCCGCGAUUAGGCCAGCGGCGAGGCGCGCGGAGCAGGGCAGAAGCGGCGCGCCGGAGCAGAGAAGGACCGGCGGCGCCGCGCCGGAGGGAGGAGGUCGACGACGACGAAGACAAGGUCGGGCGCGGCGCUGGGAGCAAACCAGCGGCGAGGAGCAAUCCAAUCAGGACGCGCGCAGCAGGUAGCAGGUCGUGCUUGCUGAUUGAUCGAUGAUGGAGGCGGACGUCGAGGACGACGGCAGCGGACGUCGAGGACGAAGGCGGUGGACGUCGAGGACGACGGACAAGAUUCGUGUUUGAAUUUCGAAUUGGAAGGCCAAUUUGAAAUGUUUUGAACGCUUUCCGGGUUUUUUUGCAAAAACUACUUUGUUCUAUGCCUCCGACACUUUCCACGGGACGGAGGGAGUACCAUACUUAAAAGGACGUUUGGAUCCGAGUGCGGUGUUUUGUAGCUUGGGUUACAUGUAGGUCAUUUUUUUGAAUUUUUUGAAAAUGGUAAUUUAGAGUUUCAAGAAAAAUCUGAAAAAAAAAUCUAGACAUAGAUAAUGAUGUAUUCUAUAAACGUGCAAAUUUUGAACUCAAAAUACCUUAUAUUUUAGGAA